AACUCAACAUUAUACAUUUACGAAAAAUAUCAACAUUGCCCAAUUUCUGAGAAUUACUCUAAAGUAUAAUUCCCAAACAUGUUUUGACAGCUAAGGUCGGGUAUUCCAAACAAGUUUAUAGCAAUGGUUACAAAGGUGUUUUCACAAUAUCAGUGAUGGUUUAGCAAAUACGUUGCAUCGACACAAUCAAAAAACAUCGCCGGGAAUCCGACUUAUCAUCUCGUUGGCCUUUGUAAAUAUCCCAUAUCAGAACUUUAAAAUUCAUUUUCAGGUCAGGCAGACAGAAGGGAAAAGUGUGCAGAAAUCUUGCUAGGUAGUUGGUGUGAUGAUGGCUGGCAAGACAACUCCUAAAGUGGUCGUUGUAGGAUCCUGCAUGACAGAUCUUAUCAGCUACACACCACGCCUGCCUCAGCCUGGAGAAACCUUGCAUGGGCACAAAUUCUCGGUGGGAUUUGGAGGGAAAGGUGCCAACCAGUGUGUGGCGGCAACAAGACUUGGGGCAAAUGCAGCUAUGGUUGCCAUGGUUGGGGAUGAUUCAUUUGGCCAGAACUACCUGGAAAACUUUAAGAACAAUAAUGUGGACACAUCCUUUGUUAGGGUGACCAAGGAGGCAGCAACUGGUGUAGCCCCCAUUGUUGUGGAUGACACAGGGGAGAACUGCAUCAUAAUUGUUGCUGGAGCAAAUCUCAAGUUGACUUCCUCUAACGUGGAGCAAGCUGAGGAUGUCAUCAAGGAUGCCUCAGUCUUAGUGUGUCAAGGAGAGAUAACUCCAGCAGCAACUCUCACUGCACUCAGGCUGGCACGCAGUCACGAGGUAAAAACCUUGAUGAAUGCAGCACCAGCAGAUCCUUUUCUGGAUGCAGCCAUCAUAGAACAUUCAGACAUUUUUUGUGUUAAUGAAAUUGAGGCAGAAGUAUUGACAAAGCUGAAGGUGAAGACACGGAAAGAUGCUGAGCAAGCUGCCGAGUCUCUGUUAAAGCGAGGGUGUAAGAGUGUGAUCAUUACCCUGGGAGGGGAUGGGGCUGUGUACUCCACUGCUGAGGGGCACACACACAUUGCAGCUGAGACAGUCACUCCUGUUGACACUACGGGGGCAGGUGAUGCCUUUGUGGGAGCCCUGGCAUACUACUUAGCCUAUCACUCCCACCUAGCCAUGGCUGAGAUGCUUCAGAGAUCCUGCCAAGUAGCCACAGCCUCAGUACUUGCUCCUGGGACACAAACCAGCUACCCUACCAGAGAGCAGCUACCAAGCCACUUGUUUAGCUGAGACAUUUAUGCUUCUGAUAGUGUUCACGUGAUUCCGUGUUGAGUGAUUGGCUCCUGCUGUUGCCCUAAGAAGGAAUGACUCAAGUGUGUGAUUGCGUGGAAAGAAACGUCAACAAACACAACUAAGAUCUGUCAGCUGCAUGGCGAAGUUAUAUAAGUUUGUUGGUGAAAAGUCGUGGAUUUAUGAAAUGUUAGUGAAUCGCCGCUUGCAAAUUUUGGAUGCUCCGCCAUCUUUCCCAACCACUACGAACUUUACAGGAGAAUGUCUAUCCUGGCUCCACUAUUGUAUGUGGAACACAAAAGUUAGCUCAGUCUGUCAACACUGGUUGAGUUGUUAAAUAGUAAGAGCCAAGGAAAAAAAAAAAAAGACGUUAUUUUUAAAGGGAUAGAAGGAAAAUUUCAUACAUGAGAGAGAGAUAGAGAGAGAACCACUUAGGGGUGGUUACUCGGACCUGACUCGCUAACCACUAGUUGAACAGACCCGAUACAUUGGCCUGCUUGAAAAUACUUGACUUGCCCAACCACCUGUGGGAAGGAGUGCUGCAGCUCCUCCAGCUGACUCGCACGCCUGCGUAUGCUCACAGUGAACAGUACCUGUACUCGUACAUACUUCACUACCUGUUCCUCUAGGAUUGUGUGGGGGCAAGUAAUUAUCAUUCCACCUUUGUUUCACAAUGAAAUGUUUAACAUACACAGUUCUUCUACUAAACAUUUCGAUAGUUUAAGACACGGGGAAGGUGGUGAGACAAAAUUAUGACUAUGACUAUGAAAAUUAUGAUUAUGAAGCAAUGCAUCUCUCUCUCUCUCUCUCUCUCUCUCUCUCU
Messenger RNA from Scylla paramamosain (green mud crab), 2090 nucleotides. RefSeq names its product ribokinase-like. Bases 326 to 1267 code for a protein of 313 amino acids. The transcript has 9 exons. Gene Ontology annotation, biological process: D-ribose metabolic process. Lineage: Eukaryota; Metazoa; Arthropoda; Malacostraca; Decapoda; Portunidae. The record is from RefSeq and is a predicted model, not a curated record. Gene Ontology annotation, molecular function: ribokinase activity.